Ostrea edulis (European flat oyster) is the source of this 5681-nucleotide messenger RNA. RefSeq names its product protein hsr-9-like. The transcript is spliced from 9 exons. NCBI's taxonomy places the organism in Eukaryota, Metazoa, Mollusca, Bivalvia, Ostreida, Ostreidae. The coding region runs from base 92 to 3961 and encodes 1289 amino acids. Gene Ontology annotation, cellular component: chromosome. Gene Ontology annotation, molecular function: chromatin insulator sequence binding. The record is from RefSeq and is a predicted model, not a curated record. Gene Ontology annotation, biological process: regulation of transcription by RNA polymerase II.
UAUCGUACUAGGAUGUAUAAGCAACAUGAUUAAGAAGUGAACACGUGUCCAUUUUACUAUACGUGACAAUUUUUUUGUUUUUCUAACAGUCAUGGUGACCUUAGGAUUUGACGACCCUCUGUUUGCACAGUUUGCUUUCUAUUCCGUCUUGCUGAUUCUGAAGACAUUAGCACUCGCCUUGCUGAUCAUUAGAAUUCGCAUCAAAAGAAAGGUGUUUACUUUUCCAGAGGACUGUUCACAACUAAUUGUUGGGAAACAUCAUCUUAAACCCACCUCAGACGAUGCUUACAUUAAGAGACUGCGGAGAAUGGAAAAUUUGAGUGAACAAAGUGUUGAUGUCAGUUCAAAUGGGAAACAUUCAGAGGCCAGCAAUUUAGCAGAUGGCAUCUUAGAAGGAAUACCUGUGACAUCAACCAAUGGCUUCCCUGAUUCUAGAGCUGACAUGAACAGUGAAAUACCUGCAAUACCAAAUACAACUCAAACAGAUACUAUAGGAGCAGUAACUCUGAUCACAGAUACACAUGUGACAACACUGUCGGACACACAAGUCAUGACCCAAGAUCUGGAACAUUUCAUGCAACAAACACAGGAAUCUAUGUUGAUGACCACUUCUGAAACAAAUGUUGCAGACAAAUCGGAAGAGGGUCCUGUUGUCCAGCAACCAGAAUCAAUUGCAGAACCAGUUGGUGAUAUUGAAGAUCUUGUCAGCACUAACGUCCUUAUACAUAACACUAGUGGAGAUAUAGUCCCUAUUGUGCAAACACCAGAAGUUGAAAAAGAGGAAACUGAAGAAGUUGAAAAGGUGGAAGAAGUGGAACAAAGUGAAAUUACACAAGAAGUAUUGGAGGAAAAUGAAACUGCACCAGAGACUCCGGAUGCUCUGGAAGAAUUCAUCAUGGAGCGAGACACUGGAGAAAGUGAAGCAGUUAUGGAAGAAAAUGAAGAAGAUCAGCAGGAGCAGAAUACUGAAAGUGAGAACAUUGGUGAAGUGGAGUCCCCAGAAGAUGGUGUGGAUAUUGAUGAUGAUAAAAUGGAGGAAGCAGUAGAUGAAGAGCUGGGGACAGAAGAGAAUGAAGAGGAAGCAGAGGAGAAUGAAACUGUUCAUAUAUCUGAAACAACAGAAGGGGAGGUAGAAGAGGAACCUCAGGAGGAGGAGGAGGAGUUAAUAGAGGAUAAUCAAAAACAGAGUGAGAAAACUUUGAAAACUUACCCCAAACGUAGAGGAAAGUUGAAUAAAGAGACUGAUGAUGAAGAGCAGACUAUUCCUGAGGAUGAUGCAAAGGACAUAGGGCAGUCAAGCAGAGGGAGAGGUAGGAAAUCAAAAGCUGCAGAAUCUGUUCAAGAUUCAUCUGUGUCAGAUAUAUCAGAAUCCAAACCUAGAGGACGUGGAAGGCCACCGAAGGAAAGUAAACCCACAGAAAGUAAACCCACUGCAAGUCCAGCUGUGAGUGAUUCUGAACCUAAAAAGAAGGGACGUAGGUCAUCUUUAAAAGAGGUAGCUGUUGAGGACAGCACAGAGAAAGUAACACCAUCUAAAGGUAGAGGAAGACCCAAGAAGAACCAAGCAGAAGAGGUGGAGGAGGGCACACCAGAAAUCAAAUCUACAAAACGGGGAAGAGGAAGGCCCAAAAAACGUGUUGAAGAGGAAGAGGAGGAGGAAGAGAUGGAAGAGGAAGAAGAGAUUGAGGAAGAAAGAGAGACAGAGGAGGAAGAGUCUGUGAAAAAAGGCAGAGGAAGACCAAGGAAAAAGGUACAGGAGGAAGAGGAGGAAGAAGAACCUGUAAAAAAGGGAAGAGGACGACCCAAAAAGCAGGCAAAAGAAAUUGUGGAAGAAGAGGAGGAGGAAGUAGAACCUGAAGAGUCUAAGUCAGUAAAACGAGGAAGAGGUCGACCUAAAAAGCAGACAGAAAGUGAUGUAGAGAUUACUCCAAAGAUAACAAGAAAAACCUUAAAAGAGGAACCAGCAACUCCUCGCAGUGAAGCUAAGAAGCGUGGACGGGGGAAAAAGAAUCAAAAUAUGGAAAAGAAUGAGGAUUUGAAAAUGGAGGUUGAUGAUGUUCCUAUUGAGCUAAGUGAAAAUGAGGAGGAGGAGGAGGAAGAAGAAGAAGAAGAGAUCGUUGAGGUCAAAAAAAGACGUGGCAGACCUUCAAGAUUUGGAGAUGAAAAGACCCCAAAAGGAAGAGGAAGACCAAAGAAAGGAGACAGUGAAGAAAAAACUCCAAAAAGAACACCAACAGCUACAGCAACACUAUCUAAAAAACGUAGUAGAGGAGAUGAAGAAACUGAAUCUCCAGAAUCUUCUACAGAUGAUGUUCCUACACCUGCAAAGAAGCAGAAGGGACAGACAACUGAUGCUUCAACAUCAGAUGCCUCGACAGGACCUAAUGUUGCUUCAAUCAAAUUUGAACAACCUGAAGCAGGAUUAUCAUCGAAGACUCACACUUUGUUGAAAGAGCCCACACAAACUGCCCUGCAAUCUGGAGAUGUAUAUGACUUUGACCAAAUUGACAUUGAUAAUAUCAUGACAGCACAGCCUGGGACAUCAAAGGAUGUGUCUCAAGGCACUCAAACCAAUUUUGUUGAGGUUGAGUUAAUUGAGGAGUCUCCAGGAAAACGAUCAGUCUUGACACAAACGGACCCAAGAUUGAAGAAAAAGAAGUUUGGUCCUGUUGGUCAAGACAUGGAGACAAGCAUUGAUGAAGAAUUUGACUCCCCAAAGAAGAGAAGGGGGAAAAGGGAGGAAGAUGUGGGAUUAUUUGAAGAGAUGGAAAACAAAAGGAGAGGUAUCAGGAAUACUGAAGAAGCUCUGAAUUGUCCAUUUUGUGACAAGGCCUUCAUAGGGUUAGUUAAACACAUCAAAGGGAAACAUAAAGAUGAAACUGAUUAUGAGGAGGAGAUGAGAAAUGCCAAGUGGAGAGAAAAAAUUAUGAGAGUUUCAGUCCAGGGCAAUGUUGAUGAAGGGGAACAAUGCCCAGAAUGUGGAAAAGUAGCCAAGAACAUCAAGAGACACAUGGAGCUCCAUCAGCAGAAUAGAAUGCAAAUUCCUUGUCCAAUUUGUGGAAAGGUGGUGCUAAAAACAGGGAUGAGUUCCCACAUGAGAACUGUCCACUCUGGACGGAAGCCCUAUAAAUGUCCUCAUUGUGACUAUGCUUCUGCAUUUAGAGGUAAUCUAAAUACACAUAUGAAAGGAAUGCAUUUGCAUACCAGGCAAUACCUUUGCAAUACCUGUAAAGCUGCUUUUAAGACACUAGGAGCCCUAAUUGGACACACCAAGAGAGUUCAUGAGGGCUGGAAGUCUCCCAAUCAGAAAAUCUUCAUCUGUUCAGUGUGUGAGAAGCGAUUCACUAAGAAAUACCAUGUGGAUCGUCACAUGUUGAUCCACACUGGAGAGAAGCCACACAAAUGUGGAGAUUGUGGAAGAUGCUUCAACAACAAAUCUAACCUAAUGUCUCACAUUCAGUUGGUCCACAAGAAACUGUCACCCUACCAGUGUGACAUGUGCCAUGAAACAUUUAAAAGGAAGAAAAUGCUUUUGGAGCACAUAGGUAGGGUUCAUGUAACUGCAGGUGAGGCAGCACAAGCCAUCAUCCGAAAGUUUGAGCUUACUGAAGAAGUGGAGGAAGAUGACAUCAUGCCAGAUGAUGAAUCAGAUAUGGAAGAGCAAGGAACUGAGGGACAGAUUGGAGAUGGACAUACCUUUGUGGCAGUAGCUGGAUCAGAAGGAGACUACCACACUGCUGUGGUUAGUGAUCCAACUCAGAUCUUGGCGGGUCAAGCCUUGACUACUCUACAAAGUGAUUCUGGUCAAGAAACUAUCAUCAUUGUUCAGAGUGCUGAUGGGAGUGAGAAUGCAACCCAUGCCAUAGUGGACCAGGAUGGAACUGUCCAGUACAUCAUGCAGCAGCCAGAUGAAGUGCAGUCUGCAGGAGGGGAGCAGGCUUACUCGGAGAUCCAGCAGUAGACUGAAUUAUGAUUUCUUAUUGGCAGUGAGAGUUCUGUGAAUGAGAUGUUUUUGAGGAAAUGAAGCUUGUACAUGUAUUAAUUAGAAUUCUGUGCAUUGUAGAAUGUAGAGAAAGGAUAUUCAGUAAAAUUGCAUGGAAGGAGUGAGAAAAUUAUACAUGUUACCCUUAGAACAAACUGUUGUGCAUAAUACUAAACUAGAUGUUGUACGAAUAUCAUGUUAAUGGUUUGAGACUAUAAUCAUGUUUGAGUCUUACUGCAAUCUUGAAAUGAUCAUUUGUAGCUUGGAUUCAUUUAGAUUUGUCAUUAAUUUGAAGUAAACAUUAUUGUAUAGGAUGAUAUACAUGCUUUUUUUGUUUUGUUCUUUGUAGUGCUUUAUAGUAUCUAGUUUAAAUGUGAUUUCCACCUGAGUUAUUUCUAUGUAUUUGACUAAAGUGUAUGAAUGUGUGGCACCCUAAAUGAAAUAGAAUUUUACACUAUCACAUUGAUGUUCUAAAUGAUUUUUUGUUUUUUAUAUAAUGUGAAAUUGUUUAUUAUUUUAUGAGGUUUAUCUCUUAAUCACUUUAAGAGUAAAUUUGAGUCUCGCUACUAUUGAAGCAUAAACAUUAGAAUUCCUUUUACCAAGAUUAUUAUAACACCCAGAAUAAAAUCUAAGUUACUACUUACUUUAUGUUCAUUAUGUAUUGAACAUGUACUUUACUACAUUUAAUUCAAAUAAACUACAACUUAUCCAUGGGCCUGACAGGGAACAGACAUUGGGUGCAUUUCUAUAAUUGUUAUCAGUUCUUCUCUGACUUGUUUGAUUUUUUUGUAUGUUGCCUGCCUAGCUGUUGUCUCAUUGGUAAGCUAGUCUUCUGGAUAAUAUGGAUCUGAUCCUUGCCUCUUAGAAGUUCAUUCCCAUGCUUCAGUAAUUCUAAUUGUUUGUUAUUCUGAUAUACUGAGGAGUAUUGUUCCUUGUAUACUGCCCUGUUUCAUUGUUCAGUUCGUGAUAGAAGAUACAGUAAACGGGAUUCCUUUAAAUGUGGAAAGACCAAUUGAAAUUGUGGGUCUUCUUUUUUUCUUUUCUUUUUUGUCAAUAGAUUCCCAUUGAUUUCAUCAUGCAUGUAUAUACAGUAAGGAUAAGUUCCAGUCCUUUCCAGAAUUAACAUGGGGACUAUGACAUUUAAAGAGAACCUUUGGAAUGAAGGAUUUGGACCUUUUAUUUAAAAUUAUAAAGGACCGAUAGGAUACAUGAUAAAUAUAUACAUGUAAACUAUCCCAUAGCAGGUCAUAACUGUGCUUUUAGGUUGUAAAUAAUGCUUGUAAAGUGAAUUGCAUGUAGAGCAUAUUUACACUGAUCAGAUGUGUAAAGAUUUUUGCUAGCAUGAAAUAAACAACUACAUACUUGACAUCACUUUUGUGUGUCUUUAAGUCAGCCCAGUUCACAACCCUUUGCAAAGUUUUAUACAAUAAAUUACAUAACAAAACAACUGUAAUUAAAUGGUUAAACCCCAAUGUUGUAGUUUCUAAUCUGUGAUGAUUGUAUAAGAAACAAUGCCAAAUCUAGGAAAUAUUUUCUCUACACAUCCACAGUCUUGUUUAUUAAAUAAAAGUUUUUAAAAAAAACAGCUGUUAUAAAUUUGCAUUUUUGUUUUCAGAAAUGUGUACCAUCAUGUAGAAAACAAAUCCAUUUACGUUUGAAGAAAAAUGUUUCUUGCUGCGAUUAAAACUUUGAAAACAUU